AUGCUUCUCAUCGACUUCGUAGCGCAAUUGUCGACCACAAGUGCUCAUCUCAGCACGACCCUCACCGUCACGGACUUCGUACGAUUCAUCACCUUAGCGUCCGAAGUUCACCAUAAUGCUGGAAUUGCGAUGCGUCUCACACCCCAUCGACCAACGGUGUUACCUUUCCUCACAAGCGCUCUCUCUCCCACCUUUCCCAACCACCUCAUCAUCGAUCUCUGGACGUUAACUUUCCCUCUGUUACCCUGGACCCGCCUGGAUCCAAAAGCUGCCAUCCGCUUGUUGGGUCUCCAAUUCAAGUUACCCAAACGUUUCUUACGCCCACCAGUAUCUCAAUGUGUUAUCUGUCCAAAUUCACCUAAUUUACAUGUCCACACCCGCCUAAAUGGGUACCUUUACGACACGGAUGGUCUGCACUCCGUUCAGACGGUCAUCCUCGAUUGCCCAGGCUGUGGAGCAUCAUACCGCCCUAGCUAUUACACGACCGCCAAAACGCGACACUAUUAUACCUUGGCCAUGGGGCGUGAUGUCGACAUCCUGCACGUUCACUGUCACUACUACAUCACUAACCGAUUGGGCCACCUAUUCCGUGUAAUACAAAUGCUGGCUCAUGUCUCGCACUUCAACCUGACGAACUGGUACAACGAAAUUUAUAUUGAAGACUUGGUUGAUGUCCCAAAUUUCGACGAGGUAUAUACGCCGGCCAUGUCAGAGGCCGUUUGCCUAGACGCACUCAAACUACGAGAUCUCCUCGCUCACGAAGAUCACAGAGGCAAACAAUUGCUCCUUCCGGCCACUGGAACCGAUGACCUUCGGUUUGACGAGGCCAUUGCCUCUCAUCUCGACCGGCUUGAUGUGGAAGGAACGUCCUUUAGAGAUCAUUAUUGCAGCAGCUGCGUUCGGGUCAAAUCAGGAGGUGUUGAUCCUGACACCGGCGAGGAAAGAUUUUAUGGUACUGUACAGUUUUUUAUAUAG
Messenger RNA from Melampsora larici-populina 98AG31, 975 nucleotides. RefSeq lists its product as uncharacterized. Lineage: Eukaryota; Fungi; Basidiomycota; Pucciniomycetes; Pucciniales; Melampsoraceae. The record is from RefSeq and is a predicted model, not a curated record. The transcript has 3 exons. Bases 1 to 975 code for a protein of 324 amino acids.